UGGAGGGCAGGGAGAGAAGCCAUAACACUGUGCACAUGAUGGACGACCUCUGAGACUCGACAUUCAGCAUACAGCUAAGUUUAGACAAGACGAGAGACAAACGCAUUUGUCCCAGAUAUGAGUGACUCACUGUGGGCACGAAGGAAGGCUACAGCAAAGCGCCCUGGCAACACAAGGACUGGAAUCGGAGGGAGGGGGGUUCCGAGGUUCAAGUCGGGUCCGGUUACACCAAAAAGGUGGUCUGGCUUUCCCGGAUAACCUCUUCUCAACACCCCACCCCCGCCUCUUUCGCUCUGAUCAGUUUACUGUUGUUUUUUUUCUCCAGGGGAUCACUGAAGCGAGGGCUUCAGCUCAAGUGAACUCACUGUUUGGGACUUUGUCUUGAAAGUCGCAGCUGUUGGGUUGACCGCAGACGCCAAAUAAUUGCGUGGAUUCCAUUGGAACCUUGUCGGAGUGACGCGCUUCUAUGUUAUAGUUAAACAUUGUUGAGUGUUUUAUUUCAUUAUUUUUUUUUGUUUUCUGGUACCGCUACUUCGCUAAGGUUACCAGUACAUUCCAGAACGAAUACGUCCUUAUUUAUCACAGCACUGCAAAGGUUUUACUUUAUUUAUAUAUUCAUUUCUCUCCGGUUUACCCUCCGAUGCUGUAAGGCGAUGGGUUGCCUCUGGACUUUAUGGUGCGGGCUUGCGCUGGUUUUUACGCACUGCUGUUGUCCUCACGCCCUCGCUCUGCCCCGGCUCGGCUCGGACCCCAGCCCGGCUGAAGGUGCUUCUAGCCUGGCUUUCGUGUUCGAUGUGACCGGCUCCAUGUACGAUGAUCUCCAGCAGGUGGUGGAAGGUGCGUCCGGAAUCCUGGAGAAAUCUUUGAGCCGGAGGAGGAGACCCAUUCAGAACUUCGUCCUCGUACCUUUCCACGACCCAGAGAUUGGCCCCGUAUCGAUCACCACUGACCCUGAGCAGUUCCAGCGGGACCUGAGGGAGCUGUUUGUGCAGGGAGGUGGGGACUGCCCUGAAAUGAGCGUGGGUGCCAUCAAGAAGGCUCUGGAGGUCUCCUUCCCAGGGUCUUUCAUCUACGUGUUCACUGACGCCCGGGCCAAGGACCACCGGCUCAAACAGGACGUCCUGCAGCUGGUACAGCUCAAACAGUCCCAGGUGGUGUUCGUGCUGACGGGAGACUGUGGCGAUCGCUCCCAGCCGGGGUACAAGGCCUAUGAGGAGAUCGCAGCCACCAGCUCCGGACAGAUCUUCCAUCUGGACAAGCAGCAGGUCAACGAGGUGUUGAAGUGGGUUGAAGAGACGGUCCAGGCUAUGAAGGUCCACCUGGUCUCCACUGACCACGAGAGCGGAGAGGAGAACGAGUGGUCAGUGCCCUUCGACCCCAGCCUGAAGGAGGUCACUGUCUCGCUGAGCGGCCCUGAGCCGGAGAUUGAACUUCGGGAUCCCUUCGGCAGGAGGGUUGGGAAGGAGCUUGGCCUGACCGAGCUGCUGAACAUCCCCAACUCAGCUCGUGUGGUCAGUGUGAAACACCCCCGGCCGGGCACCUGGACACUGAAGGUGCGCUGCAGCGGCCGACACACCCUGCGGGUCACAGGGGUCAGCCCACUGGACUUCAGGGCCGGCUUCUCCAGCCACCCCACCAGAGACUUUGCACAGACCAGAGAGCGGCCCGUUCAAGGCAUCCCCGCCCAUGUCCUGCUGAACUGCACUGGUCUGAGCCCCCCAGGUCACGUGUCUCGGAUGGAGCUGCUGUCGGCUUCGGGGCGCUCUCUCCGGGCCCUCUCUGUGCUGCGGCCCCCUGACCGGGGCUCCAGCGGCCUCUGGAACAUCCCGGAGUUCCGCUCGCCCUCGGAGAGCUUCUUCCUGAAGCUGAACGGGAAGGACAAGGACGGCUACAGCUUCCAGAGGCUGUCCUCUGUGUCCUACACCAACAUCAUUCCAGACCCUCCUGCUGUGAGCAUGCCCAGUAGGAUCCAGGGUUACUACCUGCAGCCGGCUGUGAUUGGCUGCUCUGUGGAGAGCUCCGCCCCCUUCAGGCUGCGCGUCACCGGGAGGGGCGGGGCCAGGCUGGGGGAGGAGCGAAUCUUUCAGGGCUCCGCCAACACCACCUGGGAGAUUCCCAAAGUCUCCGGAAAGGAUGAGGGAUUCUAUGAGUGUGUCGCUAGCGGCAACGCCGGAAUGGGCCGAGCUCAGACCUACCUCUCCGUUAGCGAGCCUCCCCCUGCUCUGGAGCUCCCCCGCAAUGUGACAGCUCCCCCUGGUGGCGUGGCGGUGCUGUCGUGCCAGGCGGGAGGCAGCGUGAGGUACAACCUGACGUGGCAGAGGGGAGGGGAGGAGGUGGGGGGCUGGACGGGCAGGGUAAGGAUCCUGAGCAACUCCUCCCUAGAGAUCGACCCCGUGACCCCCCAGGACGCUGGGCAGUACCACUGUGUCGCCAGCAACGACCAGGGAGAGAGUCGGGCUGCAGUGUGGCUGCUGGUGCCAGAGCCCCCUCAUGUGCAGGUCUCCCCCCAGACUCAAACCUUCUUGCGGGGGGCAGAGGUACGGGUCGCCUGCACCGCAGCGGGGUCCCCCACACCCCAAAUCUUCUGGAGGCACGGAGACACCUUUGUUACACACAGCGGCAGAACCUCAGCGUCUGAGCGCGGCAUCCUGAUCAUCAAAGACGCAGCCCCAGAGCAUGCUGGGAGCUACACCUGCCUGGCGUCCAAUGAUGUUGGAACUGACAUGCAGAGCGCCACACUCAGCUACACCGAGACCCCCUCUAUCACAGUGCUGAACCGCACAGUGCUGGUGGCUGCCGGAGAAGAAGCCAUCUUGGAAUGCAAGGCCGCGGGAGUCCCGCCCCCCCUGGUCACAUGGUACAAAGGGGACCUGCUGGUGGGGACCCUGCCCCUGGUGGAGGAGGAUGCCCGGCGCGGGACCCUGCGGAUCGGGGGGGUGCAGGAGAUGGACGCGGGGGAGUACAGCUGUGUGGCCAGCAGCCAGACCGGCACCUCUUCUGCCAUGGUGGUCUUGAAUGUGGGCGCCCCCCCUGAGUUCUCGGAGACCCCCGCUGACGUCACGGUGGAGGUGGGUCAGAACGUGACGCUGGCGUGCUCCGCUCGGGGGUACCCGGCUCCGCAGGUCACAUGGCAGAGGCAGGACGGCGAGCCUCUCUACAUCAAACCAGACUCGCUCAGCAACGUGUUCCAGCUGGAGACCGGAGCCCUCCUCAUCGAGAGCGUGUGGCUGGACGACGAGGGCCUGUAUGUGUGUGAGGCUCAGAACCAGUUUGGGUUGAUCCGCACCGAGGUCCGGAUCACUGUCACUGGGCUUGAGCCCCCCCUGCUGGCUGAGGUUGCCCCGGUGAUCAGCACUCUGAUUGGCCGCUCCCUGACCCUCUCCUGCGUGCUAUUGGAUGGCAACCCGCCACCCAAGAGACACUGGACCCACAACGGACAGCCUGUGAGUGUGAGCUCCAGGGUCUCGCUGCAGAGCGAUGGCAGCCUCUAUAUUGACAAGGUGUCUCAGGAGGAUGCUGGGAUAUUCGUAUGCAGGGCUGUGAACCUGGCCGGUUCGGCCAACGUCUCCAUCGCUGUCAGCAUCCCCGCGGCGCCCACUAUCAGCUCUGGCCCCUCCCACUACAUCACCAACGAGGGCGUGGCUGUUACCUUGUCAUGUGACUCCACCGGGGAGCCUAAACCGACCACCGUCUGGUCAAAGGGCAGGGAGGCCAUUCGCUGGCACAGCUCGCGGUACCGCGCGGACGCCAGCGGGAGUCUAAUGAUCCCCAGUCCGGGCGCGGAAGACUCUGGUGUCUACGUGUGCACUGCUACCAAUCCGGCGGGGUACGCCAGCAGGGAGAUGCAGCUCAGUGUGAACACCAAGCCCAGGAUUGGAGGAGGGAGGAACCUGACCGAGCCAAUCAGAAUCUCAGCAGCGGUGGGGUCAGAGGUGACGCUUCCUUGUGAGGUGCAGGGAAGCCCCACCCCCUUAGUGACCUGGAGCAGAGACGGAUACCCCGUCCCCCCAAUCACAGCACGGUUCACAGUCCUGUCCUCUGGGUCUCUGAGGGUCAGUGAUUCCAGAGUGACCGACAGCGCGGAGUAUAAAUGCUCUGCGGUCAAUCCUGCUGGGAAGACCAGCCUCACCUACAGACUGCAUGUUCAAGUCGCGCCCAGAAUCCAGCUAGUGCCCCGCCUCCUGAAGGCUGUGAUUGGUCAGGAGCUCACUCUGCCAUGUGAGGCCUAUGGAGAGCCCGCCCCUCAGAUCAGCUGGUUCCGGAACGGGGCCCCCGUGGGGGAGGGGGGGUCCCUGAUUAUCAGAGAAGUCGCACACUCGAGCGCGGGGGUAUACCACUGUGUGGCGCUCAAUAGCGCCGGACAGGAGGCCCUGGAGGUGACCCUGGAGGUCUUGGAGCCCCCGUCCUUUGCCGAUGUUGGUGAUGUCAUCGUAGAGGAGCUAGAGAAGAAGAGGGUGACUCUCCCCUGUCCUGUGCAAGGUUCACCCACCCCUGCGGUACGCUGGUUUAAAAACGGACUGGAGCUGUCCGACAGCCAAUCAGGACUCUCCACUCGGGAGGACGGAUCCCUCGUGAUUGGCUCAGCCAAAACCAGUCACAGCGGAGAGUACAAAUGCAUAGCGACCAAUGAGGCGGGGUCUGCCGAGAGGAGAAGCAGGCUGAGUGUGAACGUCCCUCCAGAGAUCCAGGAGGAUGGGCAGCCCUUGAACCGGACCGUCUCCCUCCACCAGUCCCUGACCCUGGGCUGCGAGGCCUCGGGGACCCCCUCCCCAGACAUCACCUGGCUCAAGGAUGGCCAACCAAUUCCGGAGUCCUCUGGGAUUUGGAUGCGGAAUGGGGGCGGGACUCUCCGAAUCCUCCGGGUCCGAAUGGAAGACGCGGGGCGGUACUCCUGCAGAGCUGCCAGCAAGGCCGGGGAAGCAGAGAGGCGCUUCCACGUGAGGGUGCAAGCUCCUCCGGUGAUCUCCAGGACGGGAGGCACCCAGGACUUGUCUGUGACGAUCGGCCAGGAAGUGGAGUUCCACUGUCGGGUCAGCGGGCUUCCCCUUCCCCUCAUCGAGUGGAGCAAGGAUGGAGAGGUGCUGUCCCGCCAGGGUGACCCCCACGUGCUGUUCUCCGAGCAGGGUCAGGUGAUGAAGGUGAAAUCGGCCCGACUGAGGGACCAGGGCAGGUACCAGUGUCUGGCCAUCAACGCGGCUGGAAAGCAGGCCAGGGACUUCAGACUCACUGUGCACGCCCCUCCCAGUAUCCGCGGAGACGGCGAGAGGUCGGAGGUGUCAGUGGUGCAGGGCAAUCCCACAGUCCUCUCCUGCGAGGCUGAGGGAAUGCCUGCCCCCAGCAUCACCUGGCUGAAGGAGGGCCGUCCAAUCGUGUCGAGCGCUCGGGUGAGCUAUGGUGACGGGGGGCGGGCACUGCUGCUGGGGGCGGUCCGGGACGAUGACGCAGGACUCUACACCUGCCGCGCCUCCAACUCCGCGGGGUCCUCUGAGAGGAGCUACUCACUCAGGGUGCUGGUCCCUCCCCAGAUCGAGGGUGACGAGUCGGGGGCGCCGAGUGCCGGUUCCAGGGAGGUGAAGGUGCGGGUCAACUCCUUGCUCUCCCUGUCCUGCCAGUCCAGAGCCUUCCCAGCCCCCACCACACAGUGGUACAAGGAGGGCCAGCGUGUGGAGAGCGCCCCCGGUGUUCAUAUCGAGGAUGACGGGCGGUCCCUGAGGAUGGAGAACGCGCAGCUCUCCGACGGGGGGCGCUACACCUGCGUGGCGUCCAACACAGCGGGGGAGGAUAGGAGGGACUUCCACGUCAGCAUUCAGGUGCCCCCGGUGUUUCAGCGGGUGAACGGCGGGCCGGCAGCCUGGGAGCUGGGUGAACGGGAGGAGGAGGAGGAGGAGGAGGAGGAGGAGGAGGAGAUGACAGACCUGCGUGAGGUGGUGCUCAGCAGCCCGGUGUCCCUGUCCUGCGAGAGCAACGCCAUCCCUCCACCGCGGCUGAGCUGGCACCGCGACGGCAAGGAGAUCUCCAACAACGACCGCGUGCGGCUGCUGCCGGGGGGGCACGUCCUGCAGAUCCCCAGGGUGCGAGUGGAGGAUGCUGGCAGAUACACGUGCCAGGCGGUGAACGAGGCCGGCGAGGACAGGAUGCACUAUGAGCUGGUGGUGCUGGUGCCCCCGGAGAUCCACGACGAGGCUGGGGAGUUUGUGGAGGAGGUAGGGGUCGUCGUGAACAGCACGGCCCAGCUGAGGUGCAAGGUCUCCGGGAGCCCCGCGCCGGCGAUCUCCUGGCUCAAGGACGGCCUGCCUCUCUACAACAGCCCCAGACACCAGAUCCUGGAGGAGGGCAUGCUGCUUCAGAUGACUGCAGUGCAGCUGACUGAUACGGCUGCAUACGUGUGUCUGGCAGAAAACAAGGUGGGCUCCACGGAGAGGCUGUACAGUGUGACAGUGCAAGUUCCGCCGAGGAUCGUGGGAUUGAACCCGGAUAAAGCCAGCGUUCUGGAGGGUCACAUGGUCUCUCUGAUGUGUGAUGUACAGGCGUACCCCUCCCCCGAGAUCACAUGGUCCAGAGAAGGGCGCCCGCUGGAGUUCAGCACAGGCAUGCACAUCCUACCAGGUGGUCAGAUGCUCCAGAUCUCCAGAGCAAGGCUCUCCGACGCAGGACGGUACGAGUGCACAGCGAUAAACCCGGCGGGACAAGACCAGAAACACAUCGAGCUCAGCGUUUACGCCCCACCCACCCUGAAGCCCCGCCCCAGCCCUGAUCAAGACGUUCUGAAUCCCAGUGCCGGAGCUUCGAUCACCCUACACUGUGAAGCAGAGGGUGUGCCCGAACCCGAAGUCACCUGGUACAGGAACGGGCUGCAGCUGGAGCCAGGAAAUGGGCUGCAGACAUCGCAGCACGGGCUAGAGAUCCAGGAAGUGCAGGUUGUCGACAGUGGACUCUACACCUGCAGGGUCUCCAAUCUCGCUGGACAAGUGGACAGGACCUUCCGGCUGAGCGUGCGCGUCCCUCCUGCUGUCGACGAGCCCUUCCAGCAGAGCCUCAAUCGAACCCUGGGCACUCCCAUCACCCUCCUCUGCGAGGCCACAGGGGUCCCGCCCCCCAGCAUCACCUGGCUGAAGGAUGGCACCCCCAUUGAGAACAAUGCGGAGUGGCGCUGGAUGUCUGGAGGCAGCAGGCUGGAGCUGGGCCCAGUGCAGCUCUCCCACGCUGGGAUCUACACCUGCCUGGCCAGGAACACGGAGGGAGAGACACGGCGGCACUACACUCUCGCUGUGCAAGUGCCCCCCAGCAUCGUGGGCUCCAGCCUGGCCACAGACCUCAGCGCGGCAGCCAGCGAGGAUGUGACCUUGGAGUGCCUGGUGAGGGGCUCCCCCAAACCGGAAGUGACCUGGCUGAAAGAUGGGGCUCCCCUGGCCCUGACUGACCCCCAGCACCUCCAGCUGUCCCAGGAUGGGGGCUCACUCAGGAUCCUGGGGCUCCGUCCUGCAGACUCUGGGAUGUACAGCUGCCUGGCUGAGAACAGCGCUGGCCAAGAGACCAAGAUCUACACCCUCACUGUGCUGGUGCCCCCUUCAGUGGGCAGUGUCCCUGCAGAACCAGAGGAGGUGACCGCAGUCCAGGGUGGAUCGGUCAGCCUCGAGUGCCGGGCCACAGGGACCCCCCCUCCGCAGAUCAGCUGGCUGAAGAACGGGCUGCCCCUGCCCCUCUCCCCCCGGACACAGCUCCUCUCUGCGGGCACGCUGCUCAGGCUCUCCCAGGCUCAGAUCCCUGACUCGGGGGUCUACACCUGUGUGGCGAGGAGCCGGGCUGGGGCAGCAGAGCUCAGCUACAGCCUGCAGGUGCAGGUCCCCCCCGCGGUGGAGCGCACGGAGCCCCCGGAGCAGGUGACGGUGGUGAGUGGCUCUUCGGUGACGUUUACCUGCGAGGCCCGCGGCGUGCCCCCGCCCAGCCUGUCCUGGUUCAAGGACAGCCAGUCCCUGUCGCUGCACCGGAACCUGCUCUCCGACGGGCACGAGACCCGGCUGCACCUCCCCGCGGUCUCCCUGCCAGACUCCGGGCUGUACGCCUGCAUUGCUGCCAACCAGGCGGGCCGGAGCACCAAGCACUUCAAUCUCACUGUGCUGGAACCUCCCAAGAUCUCCUCCAGUGGAUCUCCACAGGAAGUGUCCGUCGCCCUCCACAGCUCUCUGGAGCUGGAGUGCAUCGCCAUCGGAACUCCCCCUCCCCGAAUCAGCUGGCUGAAAGAUGGGCGCCGCCUGGAGAGAGACGGGGUCCUCCACAGACAGGGGGAGCUGCUGAGGAUCCACAGGGUGCAGGUUGAGGACGCCGGACUCUACACCUGUCUGGCCAGCAGCAAAGCUGGGGAGGAUGGGAGAAACCACUGGGUCCAAAUUCAAGUUCCUCCCAAUAUCCUGGGCUCCAGUGAUUCCAAGUCCAUCACUGCGCUGGCAAACGGACAACUUACCCUGGAGUGCCAGUCUGACACUGAUCCCCCACCUGCCAUUCAGUGGUUCAAGGAUGAUAUCGCCCUGCAGAUGGACGCUCGUGUCCAGAGCCUUGCGGGCGGUCAGUUCCUGGAGAUCCAGGAGGUCAGUCCCUCGGACAGCGGUCAGUACAGCUGCGUGGCCACCAACAUCGCUGGGAGCAGCAGCCUGGUGUUCCUCGUCUCUGUGCACGUUGCACCGUUGAUUAAGGCUGGCUCCUCAUUGGUCGCAGCGAAUGUCAAUCAGCCAGCUCUGCUGCCCUGUGAGGUGGAAGGAUCUCCCUCCCCCACGGUCACAUGGAGGAAAGAUGGCAGCCCGAUAUCCCACAAGCACACAAGGUUUGAGUUCCUGUCCGAUGGCUCUUUGCGAAUCCGGGCAGCACAGAUCUCAGACACAGGGAGAUAUCACUGCACAGCUUCCAACCCAGCCGGCUCAGACCAUCGCGGGAUUGAUCUGGUGGUUCACGUUGCCCCCUCGAUCCAUGCCGGGCCGGUCAAUGUGACUGUGACGGCCAGCGUCCGGGCGUCCCUCAACUGUGAGACCACCGGCAUCCCCCGACCCCAGAUCACCUGGAUGAAGAACGGGGUACCCCUGAACUUUGACCUCCAGUGGAGCGCGUACAGGCUUCUGUCCUCGGGCUCCCUGGUCAUCACCUCUCCGACCAAUCAGGACGCGGGUCAGUUUGAGUGCACGGCAACCAAUGAGGCUGGAGAGGAGCGCAGGGUGAUUGAGGUCACAGUCCAAGUCCCUCCGUCCAUCGCGGACGACUCUUCUGACGUCACGGUCACUGCGAUGUCCCCCGCUGUCCUCUCCUGCCACGCCACUGGUCAGCCGGAGCCAGAGGUCAGCUGGACAAAGGGUGGAGCCAAGCUGGGCAACAGAGGGGGCAGCUACAGGGUCCUACCCACAGGAACUCUCGAAAUCACUGCUGCUGUCCCGAGCCAUGCUGGGAGAUACACGUGCUUCGCUCGCAACGUGGCCGGCGUGGCUUAUAAACACGUGACACUCGCCAUCCAGGAGCCCCCAGUGGUGAGGCCGAUGGCAGAGGCCGUGGAGGUGGUGUUGCAUCAUGGGAUUGUUCUUCCCUGCGAGGUGGGGGGCUUCCCCCGGCCCUCCAUCACCUGGCAACGAGAGGGCGUCCCAGUAGCAACAGGAUCCAGACUGACGGUACGCCCCAGUGGUGCCCUGCAGUUCUCCCGAGUGACAGCAGGGGACGCCGGUGUCUACCUGUGUGUGGCUCAGAACGAAGCGGGUACAGCGCUGGGCAAGACCCGGCUCAUUGUGCAAGUUCCUGGAGGUUAUUCUAAUUGGAUGGAAUGGAGCCCAUGCAGUGUCACCUGUGGACAGGGAGUCCAGGAGCGAAUCAGAUUGUGCAACAAUCCUGUGCCAGCCAAUGGGGGCGGGCCGUGUGAGGGGCGGGACAGGGACUCAAGGAGCUGCCAGACUGCACGGUGCCCUGACGCCGUUCCCCUGAGAGCGAGGGGCAGUCUGAUCGGCAUGAUCAACGAGAGAGAGUUCGGGGUGGCGUUCCUCGAGGCCAACGUGACAGAGAGCGAGGAGGAGGGGAGUAGCACUGUGCGGGCGAGCAUUGAGAACAUCCCCUAUACUGUAGGUCCCCUGAUGCGAGUGCUGGUCACUGUGUUCGCCCCUAUCUACUGGACCACAGCCUUUCAGACCGGUAUGUCCCGAAACGGCUUCUCCCUGACCCAGGGGGUGUUCCGACAGGAGUCCCAGGUGGAGUUUGGGACAGGCGAAGUCCUGCGGCUGACCCACGUGGCCCGAGGGCUGGACGCCGAGGGUGUGCUUCUGGUGGACAUUGUCAUCAACGGCUUCAUCCCUAAAACCAUGGCCGGAGCCCAGCUAGCCCUGCAGGACUUCAAUGAGUCGUACAUCCAGACCGGCGAGGGGCAGCUGUACGCCUGGUCCUCACAGCGCCUCCUAGUGGACGGGGCCCCUCUGACGCUGCGCUGUAACCACACCGUGGUGUUCGAGGGGGGGCGGGGACCCCUGCUGCAGCUCCUGAGAGUCCGCAGCUUCACAGGGAGCUACCGACACCGCAGCCAGGAGAUGAGCUUCCAGUUCAGCACCUCCCUGCGCACCGAUGGCAGUGGAGAUAGAUGUCCUGAGGGCUUUGUCCUUGAUUCAGCUUCCUACUGUGCAGAUGAGAAUGAGUGUGCCCUGGAGUCCCCUUGCUCCCAUUCCUGCCACAACUUCAUGGGCAGCUUCUCCUGCGCCUGUCCCAGCGGCUUCACCCUCGCACCCGACACCAGCACCUGUCAAGAUAUCGAUGAGUGCUCCCAGGGCACACACAUGUGCCACUACAACCAGCAGUGUGUGAACACUCCUGGGACCUACCGCUGCCUUGUUCAGUGCGGACCCGGGUUCAAACCCAAUCCCCAGGGUAACGGCUGCGAAGAUCUUAACGAGUGCAAGGAGUCGAUCGUCUCGCCCUGCCAGCAGCGAUGUCUCAACACCGCGGGCUCCUUCCGCUGCGCCUGUGAGGUCGGGUACCGGCUGGCUGGCAAGCGCUGCGAGGAUAUCAAUGAGUGCACUAUGAACGUGUGCCCAGCUCACCAGCAGUGCAGGAACACAGACGGGAGCUACCAGUGCAUUGACAGCUGCCCAGCUGGGAUGACUCAAGCUGGGAACGGAGCCUGCGUGGAUGUGGACGAGUGCGAGGACGGCACCCACACGUGUCGCUACAGCCAGGUGUGUGAGAACACGAUUGGAGGAUACCGCUGCAGCUGCCCCCGGGGUUACAGGUCACAGGGCGUGGGGCGACCCUGUCUCGACAUUGACGAGUGCCAGCAGGUGCCCAGGCCGUGUGCUUUCCAGUGCCGAAACGUGGCGGGCAGCUUCCGAUGCCUGUGUCCCUCUGGCGCCGCCCUGCUGGGGGACGGGCGGUCCUGCGCCGGGCUGGAGAGGGCGCGGAUCUCCCUCAACGCCACGGGCGUCCUGGCCAGGCUGCGGCCCCAGCUGGUCUCCUCACAGGGCGGGCCCUUCUUCACCAGAGUCCCCAUCCAGCCCCCCGACGGCCUGGCCCCCGCCCAGGGAGGCAGGACGGCCUGCCCGCGGGGCUACGCGCACAGGGGGGGCUCCUGCAUCGAUGUGGAUGAAUGUUUGCAGAGGAAGCCGUGCCAACACGACUGCAGAAACACGCAGGGCAGCUACCAGUGCACAUGCCCGUCGGGAUACCAGCUUCUACCCAACGGCAGGAACUGCAAAGAUGUGGACGAGUGUGUGGAACAGGGGGUGACCUGCGCCCCCAGCCAGAUGUGCUUCAACACCCGCGGGGGUCACCAGUGCCUGGAUACGCCCUGCCCGGCCAGCUACCAGCGAGGAGUGAGCCCAGGGUCCUGUAUCAGGAGCUGUUCCCUGGACUGCAGCCAUGGCGGCCCCCUCUCCCUGCAGUACAAGCUGCUGACCCUCCCCCUGGGCAUCCCGGCCAAUCACAACGUGAUCCGCCUCUCUGCGUUCUCCGACUCGGGCGUGCUGCAGGAGCACACGGUGUUCCGCGUGCUGGAGCAGGCAGGGGAGGUGGGGGGGCAGCUGUUCGGAAUCCGCGAGGAGGGGGGCCGCGGGAUUAUCUACACCCUCCGGGCCCUGCAGCACGGGGGGCUGGCCCAGCUCCGGGUGCAGGCCACCACGCACACCCCCGAGGGGCAGGUCAAGUACCAGAGCGUCUUCAUCAUUUACAUCGCCAUCUCGCACUACCCCUUCUGAGCCAGGCAUUGACCGGGCAGGAGCUGACCACAGCCAUGUCUAAUCACACAGCAGGCAGGUACAGCCAAAUACAGCUGUGCAGAGGUGGCUAAAAUCAAUAUUAGGAUAAAUAAGACUCCUACUGCAUAGCAGCUUCACCCAUUCCAGGUUUUGAGCUUGAUUAGCCACAGUGUAUAGGUAACAGGCUGAGGCGUGUCUUAUUAAACUCAGGUAGUAGAAACCAGGAAUGGAUUUCGCUGCUAGUAAAACCAGGAAUGGAUUUCACUGCUAUGCAAUGGGAGUCUUCUUUCCAUCCCUGUUAUUAAAUGGAAUUUUGUCAUUGGACAGUGGCCAGUGUGCUCUGAGUUUUAUAAUAUCACUUUCACUGCUUCUCUUUAAAGUGCAAUGUGAUUUUUCUACCCGUCUCCCGACACUGCAGGAGUGUUGAAUCAAUUCAUGAAUGUUUUUUUUUAUCUUUUAAUACAUACGUUUUGUACUCUAGUAACAAUAUUUUGUAAUUUCUCUAAUGAGUGCGACUCAUUUAAGUUUUCUGUUUUAUAAUUGUGAUUCCGACAAAAGAAAAUGUAUUUAUAUUUUUGCAUUUGUUUUUUGUUUUUUUUCUUUUUGACAGUGUUUUUUUGCCAAGUUGUUUAAACUUCAAAUUCUUUAAGGGCUAUAAACCAGCUGACGUUUAAGAGUUGAAACUUGAGAAACCACAAUGCCCACUGUAAGAGUGCAAAACAUCCCAUAUGGAAAAUAUAUGUUAUAUGUGUGAUCUGUUUAUACUGCAUGUAAAAGAAUAUAUCUUGAAUAUAUUUUCUCUCCAUUUUGGAUGUUGGAUGUAGUUGGACAUUUUAAGUUUCUAUUGGAAAUGUUCUACACAGACUGAAAAACCACUGGAAUUUGUCACAAAAAAAAAUUAAAACCUGUAAGAUCUAGACCCAG
Molecule: messenger RNA, 13127 nt
Organism: Acipenser ruthenus (sterlet)
Lineage: Eukaryota; Metazoa; Chordata; Actinopteri; Acipenseriformes; Acipenseridae
Product: hemicentin-1-like
Exons: 75
Coding region: 654-12203 (3849 amino acids)
Biological process (GO): homophilic cell-cell adhesion; axon guidance; dendrite self-avoidance
Cellular component (GO): plasma membrane; axon
Molecular function (GO): cell-cell adhesion mediator activity; calcium ion binding
Source: RefSeq, a predicted model, not a curated record